UCGAUGUCCACGUCCGCAUUCGGCCCCUGAUCGAGAGCGAGAGCCAGGACGCCCAACUUGCGUUUGACGCGACGGUGUCUCGGUCGGGGACGUCGACGUUGGCGUUCGCGAUGCCGAAAACGGACAACGACGACGUCGAGUUUGUCGAAGUGCUGGGCGGAUUCAAAGUCCCCAAGUCCAAACCGAAGCGAGAGAAAGCGUUCACCCACUUCACGAGUGUCCAAGACGACGUGUCCAACGCCGCGUUCUUUGACGUCGCCGUCGCGCCGCUCCUGGACGAAGCGCUCGCGGGCCGCACGGGGUGCUGCUUUGCGUACGGCCACACCGGGUCGGGCAAAACCCACACCAUUCUCGGCGACGGCGACAAGGAGCGAGGCAUGUACCACUUGGCCGGAACGAGGCUCUUUGCCGCGAUCGACGCGCUCAACGAGACCGUCGAGGAUGCGCAGGACAAAUUGAUGCUCCUAGUGCGAUUCAGCCAAGUGUACAACGGCGACGUGUACGACCUCCUCAACGGUUGCGCCAAGUGUUUUGUGCGAGAAGACAGCUACGGCAAAGUGCAGAUCCGCAGCGACACGACGCUGGACCACGCCACGGGCCUCGUCACAACCGCGUUCUCGUCCAGCCACUUGGCCCGCACCGAGGACGACCUGCUCGCUAUCGUCCAGCGCGGGACACAGAACCGGGCGACGGGCAACUCGAACGUCCACCGUGCCAGCAGCCGGUCGCAUGCGAUCCUGCAGAUGGAGGUGGUCAGCGAUCGCGUCGUGGGCCUCCGGGACGUGGUGGCGCACAAGGAGGCCGAGCUCGGUCGGUGCGGGUACGAGCGCGACUCGCUCGACAUGAACAUUUUUGUCCGUCAGCACGACAAGUUUGAAGGCAAGUGGGUCAAGAAGGCGGACGCGCUCGCCAGCACGCCGGAGGAGUGUGCGCAAAUGAUCGAGUUCCGCAGACGAUACGUGCGUUUGGAGAAGGAGAUUGCGGUGGCCCAGGCGGCCGUGGCUGCGGCGCCGGGGUUGUCGGCGGUGGGCGGUCACCUCGUGUUUGUCGACUUGGCCGGGUCCGAGCACGCCGGCCGCAUCACAGACGGCAUCCAGAAGACGGACGACGAGCAGCACGAGUGCCGGGAGAUCAACAAGUCGCUCAGUGCCCUGCGCGCGUGCUUCCGGGCACAGGCGUUGGGUCAUCAGAGCUUGAGUUGCUACCGCGAGUCCAAGCUCACGCUGGCCCUGCGCGACCACUUGCGGUCGCACGGGGGGUCGCGCACCGUCAUGAUUGCAUCCGUCUCUCCGUCUGCCGCGCAUGUCGCCAACACCAUCCACACGCUGCAAUAUGCGCAGAUGGUGGCGCAAGUUUAACGGCAACACAUAAACUAGUACGAGAAUCCAUCGCGAGCACCAGACGGCGCCAUGUCGUUGUCGCCCCUCCAACGUGAACUCCAUGGAAUUCGGAGGUUGUGGGUGAUCUUGGGGGACACAGCC
Messenger RNA from Aphanomyces invadans, 1481 nucleotides. RefSeq lists its product as hypothetical. Gene Ontology annotation, cellular component: kinesin complex; spindle; centrosome. Lineage: Eukaryota; Oomycota; Saprolegniomycetes; Saprolegniales; Verrucalvaceae. The transcript has a single exon. The record is from RefSeq and is a predicted model, not a curated record. Gene Ontology annotation, biological process: microtubule-based movement. Gene Ontology annotation, molecular function: microtubule binding; microtubule motor activity; ATP binding. The annotation marks the transcript as partial.